Messenger RNA from Bombyx mori (domestic silkworm), 297 nucleotides. RefSeq names its product bombyxin E1 (gene Bbx-e1). Gene Ontology annotation, cellular component: extracellular region. Gene Ontology annotation, molecular function: growth factor activity; hormone activity. NCBI's taxonomy places the organism in Eukaryota, Metazoa, Arthropoda, Insecta, Lepidoptera, Bombycidae. The record is from RefSeq and is marked provisional.
AUGAAUUGUCCAGUGUUUCUGGUGCUUCUGUUGACCGGCUUUCUUUGUAUCGCGGCGCAAGAGGCAAACGUAGCACACCAUUACUGUGGCAGGCAUCUGGCGAAUACUCUAGCAGAUUUGUGUUGGGACACGAGUGCGGAGAAACGCAGCGAAAGUUCUUUGGCCAGCUACAGCAGCCGAGGCUGGCCUUGGUUGCCGACACCGAAUUUCAACAAACGCGCCAUCAAGAAACGCGGCGUCGUUGAUGAGUGUUGCAUCCAGCCCUGCACUUUAGACGUACUGGCGACUUAUUGUUAA